Oryzias latipes (Japanese medaka) is the source of this 2480-nucleotide messenger RNA. RefSeq lists its product as uncharacterized. NCBI's taxonomy places the organism in Eukaryota, Metazoa, Chordata, Actinopteri, Beloniformes, Adrianichthyidae. The record is from RefSeq and is a predicted model, not a curated record.
UAAACGGUGAGUGUUGUACUUUGAAUAAUGGCACAAACGUCGCUCCGUAGCGCCGCGCGGGCUGCAGUACCCGCUCUCCGCCGCAGCGGGGCGCUGUAACAACACCGCGCGUUUAUCGAGACGAGAAGAAGCGGGGGCUACAAUAACACAGCAGCAACGGUAGCUGCGCGCGAGGAAAUUAGCUAAACCGGCGAGUGAGAACUCCAAACUCCCGAGUGUGGCGUGUAGACGCCGCGCGGAUACGAAGCGCUUCCGUGUAGUGCACGUGCCGGCGCCAUGUCUGUCAGACGAGCCGCCGCAUGGGCGCGUGCACAGUAGACGUUAGCUUCUGCCACGGUUAGGUUUCGUCCCUAAUCCCCCCGUUUUUGUUGGAUGUCACUGGCCUCCGCGUGCAGACAUGGAGAGUUUGUACAAGCGCAAGAUGUUCGCGUCCAUGCGGAAAACCAAGGUGGCCGCAACCAAGAACAAGCGCCAGAUCGGCCUGCCGGCCUCCAUCCUGGACGACAGUGACGAAGGCUCCUUCUCCUCCUCCUCCUCCUCCUCCUCCGGGUCCCAGUCCGACUUCCAGAGCUCCCCGGAGGAGGACAGCGAGCGGGGGGACCGGGACUGGAGCGAGUCCGGGGCGUCCUCCAGCGACGACAGCCGCUCCGUGGCCCGCAGGAAGCGCUCCUUCCUGGGCGGCGACGACAGCUCCUCUUCCUCCAGCCCCGACGACGAGGAGGGGAAAGGCGGCGGGAGCGGUCCGAAACGGACGGUGCAGCCCCGGAAGCGCAGCCGGCUGCAGCGGCAGGACGAGUCCGACUCGGACCGGGCGGAGGAGAGGAAGAAGGAGGAGGCGGACAAAGCCAAGAGGAGGCAGAGGCACAACAAGCUGCUGGCGCUCUCCAGGAGGAUGAAGGCCCGGGUGCCCAACCGGAGGAGGGGCCGCCUCAAGCAGACAACCGGCGCCAAGGAGGAGGCUGAGGAUGAUGAAGAUAAGGAAGACGACAGCAAGACGGAGGUGAAAGGAAACGAGAAGGAGGAAGAGCAGCAGCAGGAGGAGGAGGAGGAAGACGAGCAGGAGGAGGAGGAGGAGGAAGAGGAGCAGGGUGAGCAGGAGAAGAAGGAGGAAGUCUGUGACUGCUGAGGUCAAACAGGAACAUCUGGAGAGGACAGCCAGCUGUUGAGGUGCACAGACUCCUCUGCGGUUACCCGGGAAACCACAGCAGUGCUGGUAGGAGGAGCCUCGCCUGGCAUCCAUCAUCCGAGGGUUCAAACCUCUCAUACAUAUGCUUAUUUUUUUACUCCUAAACCCCUAGAGGACUAUUUUCUCAGAGUGUUUGUGAAGCUGAAGUUUGACUCUAGCGGUGAAACCAACGUUUGACGGAGAGCCUGUCGAUCUGCCGGUCCGGGGACCAGAACAGAAGGGAUUGUGGUGGUACAGUAAAGCGGAGCGGCUGCAGCCAGAACCAGCAUGUUCUGAUCCUGCGGCUGUUCUGUGGCCCAAAGACAGUGAGCCAACGUUUGAGGCUGGAAGGAGGGAGCCCUGUUUUAAACCGGCAGGAAGCGUCUCAUGGUUUGCUUUGAAGCUCGUAGAGGUUCAGCAGAACCGGGCCAAACCCAGAAUGCUUUGGGAAAACACAAACGACUGGUGGGUUUUAGGAUCUUCAGGUUCUAUCUACAGUCUAGGAGGAGAAGUGAGUGAACCCACUGAGCAACAAUGUCUGGAUUCUGUUUGAACACACGAAAACUUCAAAGUGAUUUCUUCAUUUCCUAAAUAUUCAUAAUCAAAUGUUAGCACAUCUUUUCUUCAGCCUCCAUCUCAGCACAUCUAGGUUGCGUUGUCCUCCAACAGGUUGCUGAAACAGUUGAAUCUACAGCUCUGAAGAUCAACCAGGGAUAAAAGAUAAAAGAUCUGGAGGCUUUUAGUGAAGACGCAUCCAAACCAGACCAUCGUUUCCUGUUGGGACCGAGGCGGCGGUGCAAAUGCAUCAGCAGCUCGUUCCCAACUCAGAACCUGGUCUGUGUUCUGAUCCAGCUUCAGGAGUCCGUGAGGUCAUGGUGGGAUCCUUUGGUUUCUCUUGGCAGGAGUGGACUUUGGUUUGAAUGUGCUGUGAAUAAAUAUUCCGUAUUGACUCUUAGAGUGUGAGUAGCUCGCCUCAGUGUCUGCUUGUCCUGUCGUUCUGAUCCCAGUGAUGCUCUUGUCUGCACAGGAAAACCCGGAUCCUAAAUCUGAGCUUCAGAUAUUUAUGGUUUUGUAUUUUCCUCUGUAUUAUUGGCCGUUUGUAUUUCUGCUGACUGUAGAGGAGUGGCUGACGGUGAUGAGUCGGGGUCUUGGACAGCUUCAGAGUGGCGUGGCCUUUUCUCUGACUUUGUAUAUAGACUACAGACACGUGGACAUGCAUGGCCGUCAUUCAUCAGUGUUGUGCUCUGCACCAUUUUCAGUGUAUUCCUGCUCUGGCUGCAGACCAGCCUGUUGUAAUAAACCGCUGGUUUGUUGA